AUGGAUAGAAUGGAUCAACAAAACGGAACUUCUCGUUCAAAUUCUGUUCCUCCUCCACCUCAUCAAGAGGUUUCAUCUAGUAGCAAUAAUCAUCCUUACAGUUCUCGAAAAGAACGUUCUCUAUCACCUCGCGGUGGCACUUACAGACGCUCUUACUCUCCUAGAAGAAGAACCCCUUCUCCUAGUAGAGGAGGUUAUCGUAAUGGAAGAGAAGAUAGAUAUAGAGAGGAUCGUUAUACUAGAGAAGAUAGAUAUGAUCGUGGAUACGGUGGUAGAGGUGGUGGUUAUAGGGAAGAACGAGGAUACCGCGAUUAUCCUUCUUACACCUCUGAAAGAAGAGGUCCUCCAAGGAGGAGUAAACCAAUAGAUCGUGGGUCAGACAAAGAAAGACGUGACUCAACUACGCUUUAUGUGGGUAAUCUUCCAUAUGCUUUUCGUGAACAAGAUGUAGCUGACAUGUUCGAACGAUAUGGUCGUUUACGAAAAGUGACAGUUCAGAUUGACCAUUAUACCGGAAGAAACAAAGGGUUUGCUUUUGUUGAAUUCGAGGACAGAAGAGAUGCCGAAGACGCAUUUGAUAAAUACAAUGGAACCAAUGUCGAGGGUCGACGACUAAAACUUGAUUGGGACAUUGGUCUUAAUAAAAAGGACCAACAUCGUAGAGAAAAAUAUGGUACACCCAAUGACUAUGGUCGUUCGGCAGAUCCUUAUGGACGCGGUGCUUCGCCUCUUGGAUUACGUGCUUUUAGUCCAAACUACAGAACAGGUGGUGCUCGUUCUCCCAGUCCUACUUAUCGUCGAUGA
Molecule: messenger RNA, 804 nt
Organism: Funneliformis mosseae
Lineage: Eukaryota; Fungi; Glomeromycota; Glomeromycetes; Glomerales; Glomeraceae
Source: the annotation of a GenBank genome assembly